GAAGCGACCUGUAACCAAGAACAGUUUCCACGUUAGCGUUUUUAUUUAGACGUUUAUUAACCCCCUGGAACUCAUAUUACUAAUGUAACUGCACAGCAUCACAUACUUACCCCAGAUAGUGUUUAAUUCGCUUUCGACUUGGUUGAUAGAUGUUAUUUAAGUAAAACUAGCUAGCUGCUAACAAUGGCUGACUGUAUGGUUUUUCACACUCAAAUUGCCUCCAUUAUGGAGGUGCUAGCGAAUUCAGCCGUUGCAGAGAUCUGUAAACUCGUAGACGACGACUAUGCAGUGUUUCGUUUGGAAAUAACUCAAAGCCAGAAAGAAAACAGGGGAUUGCGGAGGAAACUGCAGCUCGUGGAACUCAAGGUGGCACGGGAGCGCGCAGAGAGGACAAUGCGAGAGCGCGUCCUCGCCAGUCGUCCCAGUAGUGUCAAGAUCCUCGACCGAUACAGAGGAAUGGCAAGAGGUGAAGGACAUCUCACUGGAGGCCACAGGAGCUUUGUGAAGCCAACUUGGAGAGAUAACCAACCCUUAGCUAUAGAUGAGGGGAGUGGAACCUUAAUCCAGCAGGUUAUCGUGAUAGAGUCAGCAGAUGCAGAGGCUCCAGGUCCUGGGGUCAAGCAUGAGAGGACAGAAGGAGAGGAGGACCCACGGCACAGUAGAGACAUCCAGACUGAAGCGACGGCUGGAGUGGCGCCCCCUGAAGCCAAGGAGGAUUUCGCAACUGUCGCCACGCCCCAGGCCAAGACUCAACCCAGCAUCACGGAGGAGGAGGAGGGUCCAGAGGUGCUGCUGGUGAAGGAGGAGGGUCUGGGAAACCCUGAGGGGACCAUGGUCAUUGAGGACAACCAGAUUACACCUCCUGAACCCACAGAGGAACCAGCUGAGCAGCACAGGACCACAUACAGUCUCACUGAGUCAGUAGACAUGGAGGAUGGGAAGCAUGAUCUGCUGAUAGUCAAAGAGGAGACAAUUGAGGAUGAACCAGACAGCAUUGAUCUGCUGAGUGGACUAAAGAUGGGGGAGCAAGGUGGUUGGCUGGAGGCUAACAGAGGAGACUGGGUGGCCAUUUUGGAUUCCCAGACCAGGGCAGCCAAGGGCGACGUCACUGAGCAGGCCAGGACCAGAGGUGACAUAGUGGAGUCUGCAGUCCAUGAGGACCUGCUGAUAUCCGGUGUUGCUAGAGGAAGAGACUGGACCUCUGAAGCGGCUGGUCACAAACCUUGGCUCCGGAUCAGAACCCUGGAUCAGGAGCCGUCGCUCUUCCUUCCCGAGUCGGAACCAGGACCCAACCACGAGGGACAGAGACUCCACCACCACACAGAACACAACCAGUGGACAGGUGGACUAAACAACCUCAGUCCUGGUGGUCAUCAGAGAGACAGAGGCUCCAGUCAGGGAUCCAGUCUGCAGCCCAAACCCUUCUCUUCACAGUCUCAGUGCAGGGAUGAAGCAGGGCCUGGGGCUGAUAGAGAUAGACCCUCCUGUUCCUAUGAUACAAACACCACAGUAUCCAUGAUAAACAGAGCAGGUCACCCUGGGCUUCAGCCUUCACAGAGAGUGGUGGGAGACCCAUCUGGUGGGAGUCUAACAGGAAGUCUGUCUUCUCCUUCAGGGUCUCGUCUAAUGCCUGGUGACUGGGUUCAUAGAAAGCCUGGGCCUGGGUCUAGCCCUCCUCAUCUACCUCAUGGUUUCCCCACCAAUACAGACAGGGUCAGGAUUGGCAUUCACCACAAUAGUUACCUAGCCUGUAACACAGCACACAAUCCCAACAACACCCAAACAAUGGCUAGAGGUCAAGGAGGGAGCUCAAAGAAUAACCACCUGGGGGCGGUGUCUCCUGCUUCUACCUCCUCUGGUGUCAUUCGGUCACAACGUGGGAGGCUGAGCAUUAGGUCGGACGCCGACAAGCCGUAUUCCUGCCCCACCUGUGGAAAGCGCUUCGCUGAGGCAAACUAUGUGAAGAGGCACCAGACAGUUCACACAAAUGAGAGGCCCUUCAAGUGCAAACUAUGUUACAAGAGCUUCUCCUUCCUGACUAACCUGAUCAGACAUAGGAGUGUCCACAAAGGGGACAAAUCGUAGCAGUGUGGCUUGAGAUGUAAACAGAGGAUAUCUGGGAACUAUUCUUAAGCUGGCAUACUGAAUUAUAAUUAUCAUGUGAAGUGUCUCAGUUGAGCAUCUGAGUAUGCUCACCAUCUCUGAUGAUAGACUUGUUUGGUGUGCAGGCAUAGCCAAAACAGUCAUUUUAUUGAAGUGUAACUAUAUCGCCCCUCUGAAUUUGGUUGUCUAUACUCGAUACCCUCUUUUUUAUCAUAUAUUUAUAACACCUCCUAAUGUUAUUGUGUAUAAUCAGGCGGUACCUGUUCCUUUAUGUACUGAAACAAUGUGAUCAAAUCUGUUAAUACAUUUUGAACCAUGUU
This is a messenger RNA of Oncorhynchus gorbuscha (pink salmon), 2423 nucleotides long. Its product is annotated as zinc finger protein 205-like. The coding region runs from base 184 to 2085 and encodes 633 amino acids. Gene Ontology annotation, cellular component: nucleus. The record is from RefSeq and is a predicted model, not a curated record. The transcript has 7 exons. NCBI's taxonomy places the organism in Eukaryota, Metazoa, Chordata, Actinopteri, Salmoniformes, Salmonidae.